AUGCCGGUUCAUCGUCCAUCACGACCAAUGGCUACAACAUCAAAUUCUCGAAAAUCAAUUGGAUUUUCAAUAAAUGAUAUUAUUAAAAAUGAUGAUACAUCGAAAAAUUCUCCUCGACAUAAUCCUCCAACAAUUCCAUCUUAUUUACCUCCAACAUCAUGGAUACCACCACCAACUAAUUUAGAUCCUAUUGUUCAAUAUCAACUGCAAUAUCUUCGAAAUAGUGGUCGAUUAUUUGAUGGAAGAUUUACUAGUCCAGAAGCAGCUGCAGCACUUAUACUUCAUUCAUUUCGUAAACCAAAACGUGUACGUACAGCAUUUACACCAGCUCAAUUACUUAAACUUGAAAAUGCAUUUGAAAAAAAUCAUUAUGUUGUUGGACAAGAACGUAAAGAAUUAGCACGACAUUUAAAUUUAACUGAAACUCAAGUUAAAGUAUGGUAUCAAAAUCGUCGUACUAAACAUAAACGUUUAAAAUCAGAAGAUGGAAAUAAUAGUUCAAAUGAUAUAAAUGAUGAUGAACAACAAGAUGAAUCAAUUGAACAUGAACAUAAUCAACAAAAUCAAUCGGAUACAUCUGAUAUAACUAAUAAAAAUGAUGAUGAACAUUCAUGGGAUAAUAAUAAUCAACAUUAUCAAUUUAUUUCUCAAUCAUCUACACCACGUUCAUCGGGUUCCGAUCGAUAUUAUUUACAUCUUGCUGCUGCAGCUGCUGCUGUUGCUGUAAAAAAUGAUUCAUCAGAUGAUCAUCGAUAA
Messenger RNA from Rotaria sp. Silwood1, 756 nucleotides. The record is from the annotation of a GenBank genome assembly. NCBI's taxonomy places the organism in Eukaryota, Metazoa, Rotifera, Eurotatoria, Philodinida, Philodinidae.